Messenger RNA from Myxocyprinus asiaticus (Chinese sucker), 1432 nucleotides. RefSeq names its product RAB28, member RAS oncogene family (gene rab28). The record is from RefSeq and is a predicted model, not a curated record. Bases 122 to 790 code for a protein of 222 amino acids. Gene Ontology annotation, molecular function: GTP binding; GTPase activity. Gene Ontology annotation, cellular component: endosome; Golgi apparatus. The transcript is spliced from 8 exons. Lineage: Eukaryota; Metazoa; Chordata; Actinopteri; Cypriniformes; Catostomidae.
AAGAUGGCUGCGGCUGGAUCAGUGAUCAGAUUAAUCCGCUGCUGUUAAAUCUGUUAUUUCUCUCAGUGUGUUUGAGUUAUUAUUGUGUUUUUAUUGUGUGUUUGAAGAGUUGUAGUUGUGGAUGAUGUCGGACUCGGAGGAGGAGAUUCAGGAGCGGCAGCUGAAGAUUGUGCUGUUGGGAGACGGAGCGUCUGGAAAGACGUCUCUCGCCACACGUUUUGCACAAGAGGCUUUUGGGAAACAGUAUAAACAGACAAUUGGGCUGGACUUCUUCCUGAAGAGAAUCACCCUGCCAGUAAAUCUGAACGUGACGCUGCAGGUUUGGGACAUUGGAGGACAAACCAUCGGAGGAAAGAUGCUCGACAAGUACAUAUAUGGAGCACAGGGCGUGCUCCUGGUGUAUGACAUCACUAAUUCUCAGAGUUUUGAGAAUCUUGAAGACUGGCUGAACAUGGUGAGAAAAGCCAACGAAGAGUCCGACACACAACCUGCCAUAUCACUGAUUGGAAACAAGAUUGAUCUGGAGCACAUGAGGACAGUAAAGAUGGAAAAGCAUCAGCGUUUCUGUCAGGAGAACGGACUCAUCAGUCAGUUUGUGUCUGCAAAGACUGGAGACUCGGUGUUUCUGUGUUUUCAAAGACUGGCAGCUGAGAUUUUGGGCAUAAAGCUGAAUAAAGCCGAGAUUGAGCAGUCGCAGCGUAUUGUCAAAGCAGAGUUGGUGGAUUAUCCUCAGGAUGAGGGACCAAUCAGACAAGACAACAAUCAGAGCAAGAUCUGUUCUGUCCAAUAACAUACGUGGUUAAAGCAGAUAUAGUGAACUACAGUCAGGAGUCGGUGGCUCGAGCUGUCAACCCUCCUCGCAGCUCCAUGUGUAACAUACAGUGAUCAACAACAUGCUCUCUCCAUGUCUGUCUGUCUCGCUCAUGUCUUCAGCUCUAGUGAGUGUCUGUGAUCACAAGUGUUGUGUUUUUAAAGAGGCUUAUCUGACUACAGAUGGGACGCUAAACUCACUCAUCCAGAGCAAUACAUAAACAUCAGAACUGAACAUCAUGAACAUUUAUUUGACUCAUUUGCCAAUUAGAUAUUGUGCUUUUUGAAAGAGCUUUGAUGUACAAGAGUAGAAUAGAGUUUUACCAUUGGAAAAAUUGCUUACUGUUGUAAUUUGAUUGUCGCUCUUUAUGAGAAGCUGAUAUACAGUGAGUGAUAAUCUGCUGUCUGACGGAAGCAGAUUCUUAUAAAGGAUUUAUAUGUGUAAAGGCUGCUGGUUGUGGCUGAGAACAACUCGAGAUCUCACCGCUACUGAACUCAUUCACACCGACAGAAGCCUAACUUCCUGCGGUCAGAGGUUACAGCAGAUUAUUGCAUUUUGAGAGAAAGUACCAUUGAGGAAGGCCAUUCUGAACAUGUUUUACAAUAAAUAAAAUUAAAAACA